AUGCAGUUGGUCAAGAACAAGUCAGCCCAGCGUCUUGAUGCCACUGUCGGCGAUGGCUCGCAGAGCGUGACGCUGGUGCCAAUCGAACCCGAGGACAUGUGGCACGCCAACAACCUCAUCUCGCCCGAAGACAUCAUCAGAGCACAUGCAGUACGCAAGGUCACGACCGAGUCCAAGACGGGCAGCACACAAUCCGAGCGCGUACACACUGACCUCGUCAUCCGCGUCACCUCGACCUUUUUCGAUGCAGCCGCUUCUCAACUACACGUCUCAGGCACUGUAAUAGUCGAGAACAGCUUUGUGAACAUUGGACAGUACCACACACUGGACCUCGAGCUCAACCGGCCAUUCACUCUGUGGAAGUCCCAUGGCUGGGAUUCGGUGGCACAAGAGACCCUAGAGGAAGCGCUUAAGCAAGAUAAAGAGGGAGCGGUCGCUGCUGUCGUCAUGCAAGAGGGUAUUGCGAACAUAUGCCUCAUCACAGAGUAUAGAACCAUCCUAAAGCAGCGCGUGGAGAGCACGAUACCAAAGAAGCGCUCCGCCAGCUCGGACCAGUCCAGCGGCAUGAAGAGGUUCUUUGACAAGGUACUGGCUACUCUAUUGAGAAGCAUCGACUUUGGCACUCCGCGGCCGCUCUUGUUGGCGAGCCCCGGUUUUGUCGCAGGCGACUUCAAAAAGUUCAUCCAGGAAGAGGGCACACGAAAAGGCGACAAGGCCAUGAUGUCCAUAGCCAAAGAGGCCACUGUCGUCCACUCCAGCUCCGGUCACCUGCACAGUCUUAAUGAAAUCCUCAAGAGCCCCGAGGUACUAGCCACAAUGAAGGAAAUGAAGUUCUCCAAGGAAACACGGGCAAUGGAUGAGCUCUUUGAAAGGUUACGAAGGGACGACGGCCGAGCGUGGUAUGGUAUUUCUACUGUGGAAAAGGCAGUCAAUGAGGGUGCUGUCGGACGAGGUGGCGGCGUUUUACUCGUCAACAACUCCCUCUUCCGCAGUCUGGAUAUUGCCACGAGAAAGAAAUAUGUUGCAUUGGUGGACAAGGUGAGGGAGGACGGAGGUGAUGCCCGGAUUCUCAGCAGUGAUCACGAAAGUGGGCAGAGACUUGAUGCCUUGGGUGGCAUUGCUGCGAUAUUAACGUAUCCGAUUCAUGAUCUAGACGAAGAUGACGAGGAUGAUGAGCAAGGAGAAGAUGCACCCGAAGGAAUGAUUAUAUGA
Molecule: messenger RNA, 1212 nt
Organism: Pestalotiopsis fici W106-1
Lineage: Eukaryota; Fungi; Ascomycota; Sordariomycetes; Amphisphaeriales; Sporocadaceae
Exons: 1
Coding region: 1-1212 (403 amino acids)
Biological process (GO): nonfunctional rRNA decay; nuclear-transcribed mRNA catabolic process, non-stop decay; nuclear-transcribed mRNA catabolic process, no-go decay
Cellular component (GO): cytoplasm
Source: RefSeq, a predicted model, not a curated record